Messenger RNA from Enterobius vermicularis (human pinworm), 2610 nucleotides. The record is from the annotation of a GenBank genome assembly. Lineage: Eukaryota; Metazoa; Nematoda; Chromadorea; Rhabditida; Oxyuridae.
AUGUCCGGAUCCCUGUACAGAAGUCCUUCAGCCGCUGUCUAUAAAAGUCCCUCAAUGAGUGGAUUUGGUGCUGCUCCUUUCGCUAGCAUGUCUGUUGCUGAUCUUGGCAGCCUUACUCGGCUGGAGGAUAAAAUCCGCCUUUUACAAGAGGACCUCGAAUCUGAGCGUGAGCUUCGUAAUCGAAUUGAAAGGGAAAGAGCUGACCUUAGUGUUCAACUGAUUGCAUUAACAGACCGAUUAGAGGAUGCCGAAGGUACAACUGAUAGUCAGAUUGAAUCGAAUCGUAAACGUGAAGCCGAAUUACAAAAGUUGAGAAAACUUCUUGAAGAAUCUCAACUUGAAAAUGAGGAUGCUAUGAAUGUUUUGAGGAAGAAGCAUCAAGAUGCCUGUUUGGACUACACUGAGCAAAUUGAGCAACUGCAGAAGAAAAACUCAAAGAUUGAUCGUGAACGUCAACGUCUUCAACAUGAAGUUAUUGAGCUUACCGCAACCAUUGACCAACUUCAGAAGGAUAAACAUGCUGCUGAAAAAGCCGCUGAACGUUUUGAAGCACAAGCUGCAGAACUUAGUAAUAAAGUUGAAGAUCUUAACAAACACGUAAAUGAACUGGCUCAACAAAGGCAACGACUUCAAGCUGAGAACAAUGACUUGCUGAAAGAGGUUCAUGAUCAAAAAGUACAACUUGACAACCUCCAGCACGUCAAAUAUCAAUUGGCUCAACAGCUUGAAGAGGCCCGCAGACGUCUUGAAGAUGCUGAACGCGAACGAUCACAAAUUCAAGCCCAACUACACCAAGUGCAAUUGGAACUUGAUUCCGUCCGUACUGCUCUCGACGAAGAAUCUGCAGCUCGAGCUGAAGCUGAACAUAAACUCACACUAGCAAACACAGAAAUUACUCAGUGGAAGAGCAAAUUUGAUGCUGAAGUUGAAGAUUUACGAAAGAAGAUGCUACAAAAACAAGCCGAAUAUGAAGAACAGAUUGAAGUUAUGCUACAGAAGAUUUCACAGCUUGAGAAAGUUAAAUCACGUUUGCAAAGUGAAGUUGAAGUGCUUAUUGUGGACCUUGAAAAGGCCAACAACACAAUUGCUAUCUUGGAACGUGCCAAAGAACAGCUCGAAAAGACUGUCAAUGAACUUAAGACUCGAAUCGAUGAACUUACUGUUGAACUCGAAGCCGCACAACGUGAAGCUCGCGCAGCGUUAGCUGAAUUACAGAAGAUGAAACAGCUUUACGAAAAGGCUGUUGAACAGAAAGAAGCGUUGGCAAGAGAAAACAAGAAACUACAAGAAGAACUCCAUGAAGCUAAAGAAGCUCUUGCUGAUGCAAACCGUAAACUGCAUGAACUUGAUUUGGAGAAUGCACGUUUGGCUGGUGAAAUUCGUGACCUUCAAACAACCCUUAAAGAAGCUGAUGCUGCUCGUCGCGAAGCCGAAAACCGUGCUCAACGCGCCAUUGCUGAACUUCAGCAGCUUCGCGUUGAAAUGGAAAGAAGACUGCAAGAAAAGGAAGAAGAGAUGGAAGCACUCCGCAAGAAUAUGCAGUUUGAAAUUGACCGACUUACCGCUGCGUUAGCUGAUGCCGAAGCCCGUAUGAAGGCUGAAAUUGCCCGCCUUAAGAAGAAGUAUCAAGCAGAAAUCGCAGAACUUGAGAUGAACCUGGAUAAUCUGAACCGCGCCAACAUUGAGGCACAGAAAACAAUCAAGAAACAGAGUGAACAACUUAAAUAUGCAUUGUCGCAACGCAAGGUGUCGGCCCUAAGCGCUGAACUCGAGGAAUGCAAGGUUGCCCUCGACAACGCAAUCCGCGCCCGCAAACAAGCUGAAAUCGACUUGGAGGAAGCCACCAGCCGGGUUGCUGAUCUCACCUCAAUCAAUAGCAACUUGACUUCCAUCAAAAACAAGCUUGAAACCGAACUCUCUACUGCCCAAGCAGAUCUUGACGAAGUUACUAAGGAAUUACACGCUGCCGAUGAGCGUGCCAACCGUGCACUUGCUGAUGCCGCUCGCGCUGUCGAACAACUUCAUGAAGAACAGGAGCACUCGAUGAAGAUUGACGCGCUCCGAAAGUCGCUUGAAGAACAAGUCAAACAACUUCAAGUACAAAUCCAGGAAGCUGAAGCGGCCGCACUUCUUGGUGGCAAACGUGUUAUUGCUAAAUUGGAAACUCGUAUUCGUGAUUUGGAAACCGCAUUGGAUGAAGAAAGUAGACGUCAUAAGGAAACUCAAAAUGCUCUUAGGAAGAAGGAUCGCAGGAUCAAGGAAGUGCAGAUGCAAAUUGAUGAGGAACACAAGAACUACAUUAUGGCUCAGGAUACUGUUGAUAGACUAAUGGAAAAACUGAACAUUCAGAAGAGACAACUUAGUGAAGCGGUAAAGCUGUUAAUUCAGUUCUUUGUUUUCUACAUUCCGGAUGAUAGCAGUCAGGAAUCUUUGACCAUGCAAAAUCUUCAACGAGUACGUCGAUAUCAACGCGACUUGGAAGAUGCCGAAGGUCGUGCUGACCAAGCCGAAAGUUCGCUUCAACUUAUUCGCGCUAAACAUCGCUCGUCUGUUGUAGCUGGUAAAAGCGCAUCGUCGACGAAGGUUUAUGUUCUAGAAGAUGAACAGUAA